AUGUUGCCACGUCAUACAAGAAAUAUCUUCAGACGACUGAAGCACUUACUUGUGAAUCCGUGGAUAAAACACAGACUGUUUCAUUCAAGUUUACCACGAAGAACUGGUGUUGAUCAUGAAGCCAUGGCAAAAAUUAGAAAUAUUGGAGUAAUAGCACACAUUGAUGCUGGUAAAACCACAACAACUGAGCGAAUGCUGUACUAUUCUGGUUUUUCUAAAAAUUUAGGAGAUGUGGAUCGUGGUGACACAGUGAUGGACUACAUGGAGCAAGAACGGGAUAGGGGAAUUACCAUUACAUCAGCUGCAAUUACAUUUAACUGGGACGGGCACAAAAUAAACCUCAUUGACACACCAGGCCAUGUUGAUUUCACAGUGGAAGUUGAGAGGUCCUUAAGAGUAUUGGAUGGAGCAGUUGCUGUACUUGAUGCAUCUGCAGGAGUGGAAGCACAGACUUUAACAGUAUGGCGGCAGGCUGAUCGUUAUAAUGUUCCUCGAAUUGUGUAUCUAAACAAAAUGGACAAGCCUGGUGCCUCUCUGGAUCUGUGUCUGUCUUCCUUGAGAAAUAAACUCCACGCAGAACCUUUGGUUCUAAAUAUUCCUGUUGGAUCCGGGAAAGAGUUCACUGGAGUCCAGGAUUUAGUUCACAUGAACCUGCUGAAAUGGCCUAACAAUGGCAAAGAUGGUCGAGUAUUUGAGCAGACACCCAUAGACUUGAACAAGCCAGAUGAAUCUGUUGAGAAAUUUCUGAAAGCAAGAACAGAUUUGAUUGGCCGGUUAGCUGAUGUAGAUGAACGUAUUGCAGAUCUGGUUUUAUGUGACACUAAAAUUGAAAGCUUUACAGCAGAAGAUCUUAAAUCUGCGAUAAGAUCAGCAACAAUUAAGCAGAAGAUUGUGCCAGUUCUGUGUGGAAGCUCACUGAAGAAUAAAGGUGUUCAGCCUCUUCUAGAUGCAAUAAUAUUAUAUUUACCAAGCCCAGUAGAUAUAAGUUAUGGGUUUGUGAAGUAUUAUAGCAACCACUUGUGUGCUUUAGCUUUCAAAGUGAUACAUGACAAGCAAAGGGGUCCAUUAGCUUUCGUUAGAAUCUAUUCAGGAAUGCUGAAAAGUGGCUCGUACGUUUACAACAUCAAUCGAGAUAUAAAUGAAAAAAGCACUCGGAUACUUCAGGUCUAUGCUGAUGAACUUCAUGACAUAUCCAGCGCGGUUGCUGGCAACAUCGUUGCUGUAGCCGGGUUGAAAGAAACAUAUACUGGAGACACUCUCACAUGCAACCGUACAGCUGCUCAAGAAGCCGCUAGAGCAUAUAUUCUUGAAACGGGGGACAUAGACAGUGAGAGUCCUGAAUCCGAAGAGAAGUCUGAGGAGGAUAAAUCAGAUGAGAUAGCAGAAUCGGAUACCGUAACAAAAGAUAAGAUCCCUAUCCUGGCUGGGGUUUCAGUGCCAGAUCCGGUUUUCUUCUGUUCUAUUGAGGCUGCCUCACUGAGCAUGCAGAAGAGCCUAGAUCUUGCCCUUGAGCAGCUGAAAAAGGAGGACCCAAGCUUAAAGGUUGAAGUUAAUGAGGAAACAGGCCAGACAGUUCUCUCUGGUAUGGGUGAGUUACAUCUGGACAUCAUUAAGUCGCGAUUAGAGAAGGAGUACAAACUGGAGGUUGAACUGGGACCUUUACAGAUUGCAUACAGGGAAACAAUCCUAGAUGAUGUGGAGGUUACAGAAACAUUAGAAAGAGAUCUUGGUGGAAAUCGUCAGUUUGUACAUAUGAGGUUAUCAUUGCAUCCUGAUCUUGAGGAUCGAGAUUUCAAGCAUGUUGUAUUGCAGCGUUCUCAUGAUCAUCCAUUGGUCAUUAGAAGCACUGUACUCAAAGCCAUAGAAAGUGGUAUCAGAUCUGGUCUAGCAAAUGGUUGUAUCCUGAACUUUCCUGUGAUACACACCAGGGUACACUUGCAUGAAUUUGCCACACACCACCACACCACGCUGCCCAUGAUUACAGGCUGUGCUGCCUUGGCUGUGCAGAAAGCUCUCAGGGAAGCGCAGAGUGUUCUGCUAGAGCCAAUGAUGGCAUUAGAGAUCACCACAGAUGAUGAGAAACUAGAUGUGGUCUUAUCGGAUUUGAGUAAAAGACGUAGCCACAUAUUAGAUGUGGCAUUUAGACAAAAUGCUAGAGUCAUUAGUGCCCUCACACCCCUGAAGGAACUAAUGGGGUUCUCCACUGACCUCCGAACCAUCACCUCAGGCACAGCUACCUGCACCAUUGAAUUAUCUCAUUAUGAAAAAAUGAGUAAUGAUGAAAUACAGAAAGUAACUGAGCAGAUCUCAGGCUUUCAUUCUUCUUAA
Candidula unifasciata is the source of this 2328-nucleotide messenger RNA. The record is from the annotation of a GenBank genome assembly. Lineage: Eukaryota; Metazoa; Mollusca; Gastropoda; Stylommatophora; Geomitridae.